Molecule: messenger RNA, 670 nt
Organism: Mercurialis annua (annual mercury)
Lineage: Eukaryota; Viridiplantae; Streptophyta; Magnoliopsida; Malpighiales; Euphorbiaceae
Product: NAD(P)H-quinone oxidoreductase subunit L, chloroplastic
Exons: 5
Coding region: 39-581 (180 amino acids)
Molecular function (GO): oxidoreductase activity, acting on NAD(P)H, quinone or similar compound as acceptor
Source: RefSeq, a predicted model, not a curated record
GAAAGAAAUAAAAAAAAAGAUAGAUAAAAAACUCUAAAAUGAGCUGCUCUUUGAGUCUCCAUAUCCCCAAAGCUUUACCUUCAAUUUCUCCACAGUGCACAACAAAACUCCUCUCUAUUUCAUCUAAUUACAAACCACUCCUCAAUUCUAAGCUCCACAAGAAAGUUGGAAUAAGCAAUGAUUUGAAGAAAUUCAGCUUGGCAUUUCAACUUGGUGCCUUUUUGGCCACUGUUGAGCAGCCAGCAUUAGCAGUAACAGGAGUGAACAAUAAGGAAGACUUGACAUCCAUUUUGAUUCAAUCAGCAAUUGUUGCUUUUGGGUAUUUCAUAGUCAUGCCACCUAUAAUAAUGAACUGGAUGAGAGUCCGUUGGUACAGAAGAAAGCUCUUUGAAAUGUACUUACAGUUCAUGUUUACCUUCAUUUUCUUUCCUGGAAUACUACUGUGGGCACCAUUUCUGAACUUCAGGAGAUUUCCAAGGGAUCCAACCAUGAAGUACCCAUGGUCUACACCUGAAAAUCCUUCACAAAUUAAAAAUAACUACGCCAAGUACCCAUUUGCUACACCUGAAGAUUAUGACUAAAAAUUCCUGAACUUUCUUUAGCCUCUCGCCUGGCUCCUUGUAUCAUAUCUAUUUUAUGAAAUAUUAACACAUCGGACCAUUCUCUAAUA